Messenger RNA from Gadus macrocephalus (Pacific cod), 2844 nucleotides. RefSeq names its product glutamate receptor ionotropic, kainate 5-like. The record is from RefSeq and is a predicted model, not a curated record. Gene Ontology annotation, cellular component: plasma membrane; kainate selective glutamate receptor complex; presynaptic membrane. The coding region runs from base 1 to 1122 and encodes 373 amino acids. Gene Ontology annotation, molecular function: kainate selective glutamate receptor activity; transmitter-gated monoatomic ion channel activity involved in regulation of postsynaptic membrane potential. Gene Ontology annotation, biological process: synaptic transmission, glutamatergic; modulation of chemical synaptic transmission. Lineage: Eukaryota; Metazoa; Chordata; Actinopteri; Gadiformes; Gadidae. The transcript is spliced from 5 exons.
AUGCGUUCUCCGUACAGAGAUGAGAUCACCCUGGCGGUUCUCCAGCUCCAGGAGAACAACCGUCUGGAGAUCCUGAAGAGGAAGUGGUGGGAGGCGGGCCAAUGCCCCAAGGAGGAGGACCACAGAGCCAAAGGUCUGGGCAUGGAGAACAUCGGGGGCAUCUUCGUGGUGCUGAUCUGCGGCCUCAUCCUGGCCGUGUUCGUGGCCGUGAUGGAGUUCGUCUGGUCCACCCGCAACUCGGGGUCCGACGAGGUACACACGCCCCUUCACCACCCCUCCUCCUCCUCAGGCCACGCCCACUGCCAACACACCCCAGUGUCGGUCUGUCAGGAGAUGAUGUCAGAGUUCCGGAACGCCGUCUCCUGCAGGAAGAGCUCGCGGUCGCGGCGCCGCCGGCCACUGACCGGCUCGGCGGGGGGCGGAGUCCUGAGGCCCCGCCCCCGGCCCCGCCCACUGCGGCUGGUGAGGGACGUGCGCUUCAGCAACGGCCAGCUGUGCGGCCUGGGGGGGGGCUUCGGGCCCCCGGGGGGGGGGCUGGACCCGGGGCCCGGCCCCCACCGCCUCCUGGUGGAGGACCCGUUAGGGGCCGACGUGGGCCCGCCGGCCCCUCCCCCGGCCCCUCUGGCUCCUCCCCCUGCCGCCAAGCCCCUCCUCCCCAUGCUGUCGGCGCCGCCCCCCCCGGUGGCCCCGCCCCCGCUGGCCGCCCGGGUCUGCCAGGAGUGCCGCCGCAUCCAGGCGCUGCGGCCGUCUCACCCGUCUCACCCGUCUCACCCGCCGCCCCCGCCCUCCUCCUCCUCCCUCACCCCUCUGGCCCUGUCGCCGCGGCAACACCACCACCACUACCACCACCACCACCAGCACCACCAGCAGCACCACCACCAGCACCUCCUCCUGCACCCCCCCCACCACCACUACCACCACGGCUCCAUGUCCCUGCCCCGCCUCCCCCCCCACCUCCCCCCCCUCCCCCCCACCUCCUCCUCCGCCUCCGACCGGGCCGACAGCGACGGGGGAGGGGGGGGCGGAGUCGGCUGCAGGAUGAAGCCCCUCCCUCCACCACGCCCCCUCCCCCCGCCUGCUAAGCCCCACCCCCCCACAGACCUCCUCGGGGGGAAGGACUGAGCCCCCCAGGCUGGGGGAGGGGCCCGAAGGUCAGAGGUCAAAGCACCGUGGAAGUAGGGGGGAGUCAGGGGGGAGUCAGGGGUGAGGUAGGGGUGAGGUAGGGGUGAGGUCUUGGGGUUGAGGUCGGGUCCCUCCAGAGAGAUUAGGACACCAGACAAUAUAAGGCCACUGGGUUUGGAUCGACCAAUAGGAUGAGACCUCUAGUUAAACAGGACUGGGUUUGGAUCGACCAAUAGGAUGAGACCUCUAGUUAAACAGGACUGGGUUUGGAUCGACCAAUAGGAGAAGACCUCUAGUUAAACAGGACUGGGUUUGGAUCGACCAAUGGGAGAAGCCCUCUAGUUAAACAGGACUGGGUUUGGAUCGACCAAUAGGAGAAGACCUCUAGUUAAACAGGACUGGGUUUGGAUCGACCAAUGGGAGAAGCCCUCUAGUUAAACAGGACUGGGUUUGGAUCGACCAAUAGGAGAAGACCUCUAGUUAAACAGGAUUGGGUUUGGAUCGACCAAUAGGAGAAGACCUAAACAGGACUGGGUUUGGAUCGACCAAUGGGAGAAGACCUCUAGUUAAACAGGACUGGGUUUGGAUCGACCAAUGGGAGAAGCCCUCUAGUUAAACAGGACUGGGUUUGGAUCGACCAAUAGGAGAAGACCUCUAGUUAAACAGGACUGGGUUUGGAUCGACCAAUAGGAGGAGACCUCUAGUUAAACAGGACUGGGUUUGGAUCGACCAAUGGGAGAAGCCCUCUAGUUAAACAGGACUGGGUUUGGAUCGACCAAUAGGAGAAGCCCCCUAGUUAAACAGGACUGGGUUUGUAUCGACCAAUGGGAGAAGCCCUUAGGGAGGUAUGGUGAGGUGGGGGUCAAGAGGACAGACCGGUCUGGGGUUCUGGUUCUUGAGGAUCAUGAGGCCGUCUGAGCUCUCUGAGGAGCUGUGUGUCAGAACCACAAUGUGUAUGAAGAACAAUGUACUGUUAGGUAGACACACACACACACACACACACACACACACACACACACACACACACACACACACACACACACACACACACACACACACACACACACACACACACACACACACACACACACACACACACACCCUUGGGAAGGCUCAGAGUAUAUUGUAUGAUGUCAUUCAGCCCAGAGGAGGAACAUACCAACAAUGCAUUUCUCCUCUGCUUUUCUACAGUGCAGACAUCUUCUAGUUGUUUCAUAUGUUUUUAAUCAGAAACGGAGCGUUCAUCGUUUCUUAUCCACCCCCCUCCACCCCCCGACCUGUGACCCUAGAGGUCAGAGGUCAGCUAGCGACCCAUGCAUUGUAGCGUAUUGACGAUGCGUCCCGGUAACCUGUGAUUAAAGUGUUUCAUAUUGGUGAUCGAUCACAACGUAGCUCCACCUCGCCAGAGCCCGGCUGUGACCUCCUGAACCGGGGUCAGAGGUCACCACGGUGUGAACACUAAAGACAUUUCCUCACUUUACCCACGUUGGCCUUGUCCAGUAAAAUGGCGUCUAGUAUGAGCAGAGGUAAGACAGGUUCAUUGUUUAUGCAGCGUUUUCUGUUGACCUUUACUUUCACCUGCAUCAGAUUUGGUCUGGAGAUGAUUCCAUCGUCUUUAUUAUGAUUAUUAUUGACGUUAAAACGUGGGGUAAACAGCUGGCGGGGAGCAGCCUUCUGAUGUUAAAUAUGUAGACAGAUUUGGAAUAAAAAAAGAAACAAACA